UUCUAAGAGCCAACAUGGCGCUCCGUCCAAGUCGGAAGAACUUCGGACCCAAAUAAGAAGCUUUUAAAGAGAUCUCGCGCCCUGCAAGUCCGGUUUGGCGGUUCCCGGAGAAAGCUCAGGUCAAGUGACACACACGAAAGUGACUUCUCUCCAGAAUGGCAGACAAGACAGUUCUUGUAGAGAAUAAGGAUGUGGCCUCCUACUUCACAACUAAACACUCAUGGAGGGGCAAGUACAAAAGAAUCUUCUCUGUGGGAACAAAAGGCAUCACGACGUACAACCCACAGACUCUGGAGGUCACCAAUCAGUGGGCGUACUCAGACUUUGUCAGUAUCCUGCCCAGUCCCAAGGCUGCGAGUGAAUUCAUCAUCACCAUGAAGAAACAGAACAAGAAGAACGACAGCAUGCGAUUCUCCACAGAGUACAGGGCAGACCUCAUCACAGAGGCACUGAGAUUUAGAAAGCAGUUUGCAGACUCAAAGGCACAGAGUGAAAAGAGGUUUAAUGCCUACAAACACCACUGGAGUGACAACAGGGUACAGAUUCUUCUAGAGGUGACUGCAGGGUCGUUGAACCAGGUUGACCCUGCUACUAACAAGGUCCUGUGUUCUUAUGACUAUAAGGACAUGGAGGGGGUGGCAGAGGUGUCUGACUACCCUGGUGGGUUCUGUCUGAUCUAUGGUGGAUUCAGCAGACUGCACCUUUUUGCGUCAGAAAAGAAGGAUGAGAUCAUCAAAGCAGUGAUGGAGCACGCGGGAACGUACGUGGGACUCACGAUAAAGCGGAGAAAAGACCCGAUCGUCCACGACCAGUUCACCUCGCACAGACUCGGCAAGUACAGCGGAGACGAACACAUCACCUCGCUGGCCGAGUUCGUGGUGCAGAAACACUCACAACGACACAAUGACCCAGUGAAAAGAAUCUUCUGCCUGACAGAGACAUGUAUAGUGGAGAGAGAUCCGGCUUCUUACACCAUCAUCACACUCAGGCCGUUAUGUGAUGUGUUUGCAAUAGUGAGAAGCCAGGAGAACCCGCAGGUCUUUACUGUGGAGUAUGUGAAGGGGGCCAAACGCCAGUACAGCUCCACCGACAGAGACACGUUGAUAGCCAGUAUGCUGGACGGUGUACGUGCGUCAGGUAAUCGGGACGUGUGUGUGAAGAUGACCCCGACUGACCGGGGUCAGAGGUUAGGACCCCUGUUCACCCCUGUGGAUGAGGAGGUGGAGAGUUUACAUCUCAAGUUCCUGCAGCAGCCACCAAAUGCCAAGUUCUCAGAAGCUGUGUACAGAUUCAACAACAAUGUGUCCUACAGCGGGCUGCUGCAUGCAGUCACUGCAGAUGGUUUCUUUGCAGAGAACAAGGAGAAGUUGAUCCACAUUGCCAUCACAGUGCUACUAGAGAGGGAAGGAGACCAGACCACGCUGCCUGCUGAGGACCUGGAGAGCCAGUUCCACGCCCUCCGCCGUCUGGUCGCCUCUAAAGCUGGCUUCUGUGCCUUCACUACCUUACCAAAGUUCCGUGAGAAGGUCGGUCUGAAGGUGGUGAAGGCCCUGAAGAGGAACGACACCGGAGUCAUCCAUGCUGCCAUCGACAUGAUGGGGGCUCUCAUGCAGCCCAUGCAUGAUGACUAUGACCUGAGACAGGAGCAGCUGAACAAAGCCUCCAUCUUAUCCUCCAAGAAGUUCCUACAGAGUCUGCUGGACGUGUUCGCUGCUCAUGUGCCAAGAGGCACGGGUGCGCUGGUCAUCUCCGCCAUGUUGGAUUUCCUGACCUUUGCCCUGUGCGCUCCAUACAGCGAGACGACGGACGGGACGUACUUCGACAGUUUGUUACAGAUGGUCGCAGACAUGGGGAGGUCCAUAUUCAAGUUAUUUCAGCACCCCUCCAUGGCCAUAGUAAAAGGCGCGGGCCUGGUGAUGAAGGCCAUUAUUGAGGAGGGGGACCAGGAGAUUGCUGCCAAGAUGCAGGACCUGGCCCUGGCUGAGGGGGCGCUGCUGAAACACUUGCACAUCGCCAUGUUUACGGCCAGCAAGGACAACAGGAUGCUGGCGCUCAGGCAGCUGAGUAGACACCUGGUGGGACUGUGGGUAACAGGAGCUCCGACAGCUAUGGGGCUGCUCAAGAGGAUUGUGCCCACAGGGUUGCUAGGUUACCUGGACUCGGAGGAUCAGGUGCCGCAGAAGGAGGUGGAUCUGAUGCACGUGAGAGACAACGUGAAGAUCGCCCAGGACCAAUCACAGCGCAGGAAACCCCAGUGGAAACAGGUGGAGGAACUCCUGCUGCACUGGGACCCUCGAGAUGCGGCCAACCAGAAACCUAUUGUCUUACGGAAACGGAGACAACGAAUCAAGAGUGAAGCCAACUGGCUGCUGUUCUACUACCAGUUCAACAGAGACCAUUCAAGAUCCAACCUAUUGUGGAACUACAAGACCAGAGAAGAGCUCAGAGAUAACCUGGAAGCUGAAAUCCGAGCCUUCAAUGUGGACAAGGAGUUGGGCUCCACACACACCAUCUCAUGGAACCACUCAGAGUUUGAGGUGAGAUAUGAAUGUCUGAAUGAGGAGAUAAAGAUCGGGGAGUACUACCUGCGACUGCUGCUGGAGGAAGACGACAACGAAGACAACUCACAGAUCAAGAGAUCGUACGAGUUCUUUAACGACCUGUACCACCGGUUCCUGCUGACUCCUAAGGUACAGAUGAAGUGCAUGUGUCUGCAGGCUAUGACCAUCGUGUACGGGCGCUGCUACGAGGAGAUCGGAACGUUUAACGACACCAAGUACAUGGUGGGGAUGCUGGAGAGGUGUACCGACCGUCAGGAGAGAGAUCGCCUGGUGCUGUUUCUCAACAAACUCAUCCUCAACAAGAGAAACGUGAAAGAACUGAUGGACGCCAACGGGGUGAAGAUCCUGGUUGACCUUCUGACCUUGGCUCACCUUCACACGUCCCGCGCCGUCGUGCCGACGCAGACCAACGUGAUCGAGGCGUCGCCGGACAUGAUGCGGGAGAGCGAGAAGGAGUGGUACUACGGAAACGCUGACAAGGAGAGGCUCGGGCCGUACAGCAUUAAUGAGAUGAAGGAGUUUUGGGAGGAGGGUGUGAUCACAGCUAAGACGCGGUGCUGGGCGCAGGGUAUGGACGGGUGGCGGCCGCUCCACAACAUCCCGCAGCUGAAGUGGUGUCUGCUGGCCUCCAGUCAACCCGUCAUGAACGAGUCUGAACUCGCUACUCUCAUCCUCAACAUGCUCAUCAGGAUAUGUGAAUAUUAUCCCAGCAGGGACCCUGAUGGAGCGAUCAUCCGUCCUCUGCCCAGAGCCAAGAGACUGGUGGCAGAAACAACAUGUCUGCCACACAUUGUACAGCUGCUGCUGACCUUUGACCCAGUGCUUGUUGAGAAGGUUGCCACGGUGAUGUGGCACAUCAUGCAGGACAACCCGCAGCUGCCGCGGCUGUACCUGAGCGGGGUCUUCUUCUUCAUCAUGAUGUACACAGGGUCAAACAUUGUUCCUGUGGCAAGGUUCCUGAAGUACACGCACACCCAGCAGGCGUUCCGCGCGGAGGACGCCAAGUCUAGUGACAUCAUGCAGCGGAGCAUCCUGGGACAGAUCCUGCCCGAGGCCAUGGUCCACUACCUGGAGAACUACGGCGCCGAAAAGUUCAGCGAAAUUUUCCUGGGAGAGUUCGACACGCCCGAGGCCAUCUGGAGCAGUGAGAUGAGACGUAUGAUGAUAGAGAAGAUUGCAGCCCACAUCGCAGACUUCUCCCCCCGGCUCCAGUCCAACACCCGCGCCCUGUACCAAUACUGCCCCAUCCCCCACAUCUCAUACCCCCCGCUAGAGAAUGAACUCUUCUGCAACAUCUACUACCUACGCAACCUCUGCAACACCACCAAGUUCCCCGACUGGCCAAUCAAGGAGCCUGUGAAGCUACUUAAAGACAUCCUGGAGGCGUGGAAGGCUGAGGUGGAGAAGAAGCCGCCGUCCAUGUCUGUGGAGGAGGCUUACGAUGUGCUGCAUCUGCCCAAGGGGGAGGGAGGUCAUGAAGAAGGGAAGAUCCGUAAAGCGUACUUUCGGCUGGCCCAGAAGUACCAUCCUGACAAGAACCCUGAGGGCAGGGAAAUGUUUGAGAAGGUGAACAAGGCGUACGAGUUCCUCUGCAGCAAGUCUUCCCAGCGUCCCGAGGGGCCGGACCCGAUGAACAUCGUCCUCAUCCUCCAAUCACAGAGCAUCCUCUUCAAGAGAUACCGGGACGUUCUGGCACCUUACAAGUACGCCGGUUACCCCAUGCUCAUCAAAACCAUCCGCAUGGAAACCGGCGACGACCAGCUGUUCUCCAAGUCCGCGCCGCUCCUGACGGCCGCGAGCGAACUCGCCUUCCACACAGUGAACUGCUCGGCGCUGAACGCUGAGGAGCUGCGGAGAGAGAACGGCAUCGAGGUGCUGCAGGAGGCGUUCUCACGAUGUGUGAGCGUGCUAAGCAAGUCCAGCAAACCUGACGAUCUCGCUGUGCAGGUGUGCAUGCACAUUAGCAGGUGUUACGCUGUAGCUGCGCAGUUUGAGGGCUGCAGGGAGAAGAUCAUCGAAAUCCCAGCUAUCAUCAAGGACCUGUGCAGGAUCCUGUACUAUAAGGACCUGCCUCGUAUGUGCAGUGUGGCUACAGAGUGUGUGUCUGCGUUCUGUGUGGAUUACUACCUGCAGAACCACCUGCUGCAGGCAGGUGUGCUGUGGCACCUGCUGCUGUACCUGUUCCACUACGACUACACCCUGGAGGAGGGCGGGGUCGAGAAGUCGGACGAGUCUAACCAGCAGGAGGUGGCUAACAACCUAGCCCGCCUGAGUAUGCUGGCGCUGGCCCGGUUGGGCGGCUACCUGGACGAGGACCAGAAGACACCAGACAACCCCGCGGUGAAGAGGUCCAUCGCUGCCAUGUUAACUCCUUACCUCAGCAGGCAACUCAGCAAGGAGGACCCAAGGGAGGUGCUGAAGAUCCUGAACAGUAACACUGAGAACCCGUACCUAAUCUGGGACAACGGGACGCGGCUGGAGCUGACAGAGUUCCUGCAGACUCAGCAGAGCAACAAGAUCCGUACCGGGGAGUGUGACCCGUCGUACGGCGCAGACUUCGCCUUCACCAUCCACGAGAAGGAGCUGCAGGUCGGAGAGAUCUACGUCAGGGUGUACAACGAGCAGCCAACAUUCCCACUGGAGGAUGCUAAAGGCUUCACAAGAAAAUUGAUCGACUUCUUGGGUUCUCAAGCAGAGUACCUGCACUCCCUACUGGCACUGUCCCAGGGCACGAUGGACACCACGAAGGAGAGUAACAAGCUGCGGCUGAGGGAUGUGGAGAUGGCUCUGGAGGCCCUCAGGAACGUCAUUAGGAACAACCCUGGCACAGAAGUAGUAUGCCUGGGGCACUUCCGGCUGCUGUUCGCCCUGCUGCGUCUCCAUGGCGCCGGGAAGCUGCAGCAGCUGGCCCUGGAGGUCGUGAACUCUGUAACAACCAAUCAGGACUGUGUUAACGACAUCGCCGACGCCUCAGUGUUACCGUACUUGCUCUUAGUCAUCCAAUCCCUGCCUAGCAGCAGAAGUACAGUACUGGAGAGUCUACAUGCUCUGCUGUCCAGCACCAAGAUUGUGAAGGAGGCACUAGCAAGGGGAGCGCUGAUCUACCUGCUGGAUCUCUUCUGUAACUCCACCCACCCCGGGAUCCGGGGACAGACCGCUGAGCUCUUCUCCAAGAUGAUCGCAGACAAACUGGUGGGACCAAAAAUCCGCAUCAUCCUCAGCAAGUUCCUGCCAGGCAUCUUCAUGGAUGCCAUGAGGGACAGCCCUGAAGCUGCUGUGCACAUGUUUGAAGGAACACACGAGAACCCAGAACUGAUCUGGAAUGACGAUGCCAGGGAAAAAGUGUCCAGUGUGGUCAAAAAGAUGAAAGACACCCACUAUGCAGCACAGAAGGAUAACAUAGAGGCGAGUUGGAAGCUUCCUGAAGACUUUGCAGUAGUGUACACAGACGUGGAGGGAGAGCUGACGGUGGGGGGAGUGUUCCUCAGACUCUUCAUCUCCCAGCCGGGCUGGGUCCUCCGCAAACCCAAGGAGUUCCAGGUCUCACUCACAGAGAGGUGGAUAGAACUCACCAGCAAAAACAACCCCGAUGGAGAGGUUCUGGAGACCCUGACCACAGCUGUAGUGUCCCUGUUCACGGCACAGCCUCAGCUGGCUGGCAACGCCCCCGGCCUGGGCCACAUCCCACAGGUCUUCAAACCCAUGUCAUCUCGCAACUCUGCCAUCCCCAAGUCUGCACUGCUCGUGGUACAUGUGCUGGCUACAAUGAUGUAACUGUGUGUGACGUCCAUGUCCCAGACAGACUGUAUCCGGCCCAUGAUGGUGGCCAUGCGAGCGCGGCCGGACAUGAUCGGUGUCGCCUGCGAGACCUUCUUCAGGAUGUUUGAGAAGGACCAGACGGACCUAGUCAAGCAGGCCAUAGAAGCAGAGCUGGUGCAGUACCUGCUUAGGCUGCUAGAUGGCGGGCUUGAGCAGGUGGAGAACCCAGCAGGCACCAAGGCACAGAUAGUCAAGUCUCUGAAGGCAAUGACAAGAAGUUUGGAGUACGGGGAACAGGUGCAAAGUGUCCUUGACAAGUCGACCGUCUGGACGUCAUACAGAGACCAGAAACACGACCUGUUCAUCUCACAGACAGCCACAGCUGGAUACCUCACAG
Branchiostoma belcheri (Belcher's lancelet) is the source of this 6717-nucleotide messenger RNA. Its product is annotated as dnaJ homolog subfamily C member 13-like. Gene Ontology annotation, biological process: endosome organization; receptor-mediated endocytosis; regulation of early endosome to late endosome transport. NCBI's taxonomy places the organism in Eukaryota, Metazoa, Chordata, Leptocardii, Amphioxiformes, Branchiostomatidae. The record is from RefSeq and is a predicted model, not a curated record. The transcript is spliced from 53 exons. Gene Ontology annotation, cellular component: endosome membrane. The annotation marks the transcript as partial.